CACCUGCAGCCUGCGAGAGCAACACAAACCAGACAGGUGCGAGGGGAGCGUCUGUCUUCGUGGUGUGAGCAUGGACCGAGGUGCACUGUGAAGAUGGCUGCACGGGGAGACAUGGACGGGUGAAUGGAGGCAACAUGCAAACCCUGAAGACCUUGGAUCUGCAACACUUUGCCAAGCGACUGAUGGAGUCACGUGAUCGCAACACCAUUUCUACUUCAGCUGGAGGCAGUCAGUGAGCUUCAGGAUGAACCCGGCUCUAGUCCCAGGCAGGGACAACCUCCCGCUUAAGAAGAGGGACCAGCGAUCAUGCUCACCAGUGCAGCAGCAACAGCUGUGUGAUGCGGCAAAUUUCAAGGCACCAUACCCAUAUAAGAACAACAGUGAGUUCAAAACUAAACACUCCAGCCCCUUUCAGCCAGUGCCAAGGCGAGUCCCCGCACUGUACCAGCCCUGGAUGCAGACGCCCACAAGGUCUAAACCUCACGUCCUUUCUGCGUUCAAGGAGCAUCACGGCUGGGCGGAAUGGAGAGAGUUCAGCCCCCUGCACCCCGGGUGGGACUUUCCCCAACAAUGCCAGCACCAAAGCUUGUCUGGUACUCCUGUGCUCCAUCCGGCCCAUCCGCACUACGCCUCCAGAUUCAGCGCUGUCUCCCUGGUAGCCGAGGAUUUCCACAGAGCGAGUGGAGGGUACGGCUGGGAGAGGACAUUAAGAGACAAGGGUUUGAACCCAGAGAGGCAGAGCUACAGCCGGCACAAGGGUCCAUAUGUGAGGAGCGGAGACAGAAAAACUGAAUAUUUUCCCCGGGUUGAAAAAUCUAUUUUUCCACACGAGUAUCCUAAGCUUCAACACGAUUCCUUGCACAAAUCCAUAAAAGCUGCCAAAGUCCCCGUUCCUGGACAUUCCUUCGUGAGAGUUUCCUCUGACGGCACACGCGCCUCCGCCAAGGAGGACACGUCUCCCGUCGCCUCCUCUAAGCGCGCUUCUUCUUCUUCAUCUUCUUCUUCUUCGUCUGCCUCUCCGAGCCGUUUCCCCUGGCUGCUCCCUCACUUUGUGGCGGGCUCUCUGAUUGAACUCAGGGACGGGCGGCUGAGAAGGGUGGAGCACCUGCAGACUGAAGACUUCCUGCUUGGCUCACUGGCCUGUCCAGACCUCCGCCUGAGCUGCUGCACGGUGCAGAGCAUCUUCUCUUCCGCCUCCUCCGCCUCCUCCUCAUCAUCAUCAUCAUCAAUCUCCCGCCUCCUCAUCCUGCUUCACGACCAGCAGUCCCAGGAGAUGGUGGAUGUGUAUGUUGAGUACCCGUUCUUUGUGCGUGGGCAGGGCUGGUCUUCCUGCAGCCCUCAGAGGACGGCGCGUCUCUGCGGCCUGCAGUGCCGUCAGCUCUGCGUGGGGGACGUCUGCUUGGCUCUUACGCCCGUCUCAGCUCCCCAGCCCACGCUGCCGGCCACCCUGGAGCCGAAAUCCCCGCCCAAGCAGUCGCAGGAGGCGGGGGGCGAGGGCCUGGAGGCGCCGCACCCGCAGGCCGCCCCGUCCGCCCAGAAUUCCGGGGAGCCAGAGCCGAGAGCAGGGGGCCAAAAGAUGGGGGCGGAGACGGUCCGCAGGAGACACUAUUCAGCCCCUGAGCUGAGAGGUCCAGGGACAAAUUGUAUUUAGUGAACAGGGUCUAUUUUAAGCUGUGCUGUAAUCAGCCUAUAUAUGCUGUCUCUCUACCUCCUGGAUCACAUUUUUUGUGCUUGAUUGUUUUUCUGAUUUGGAUCUAAAGAGUAAAAGUGGGAAGACGCAGUACGAUUAACACUCAGGAUCCCCUGGAGGUAAAUUUGCACAUACUGUAUUUCUCAAGGUUAGUCAGGGAUCACACACUGGAAACUUCAAUGAUAAAAGUCUGUAAAAACACAGAAUUCAGAUCGUAUCCACGUGAGGGAACUCAGGCUAUGAAAAACAAUUUCUGUGAGAACGUGUCACACCAAAGUAUAAAUCUACAGGGGAAGCCGAUUCAUUGACAUCUGAAGGGGAAUCCUGCAGAUUCGAGAAAAUAUACUUCUGAGUUUUAGCUCUUUUAGAGUGAGUCCUCACGAUAUUCUGGCAGUUCUGACUAAAUCAGCCCACGUUCCUUGAAAAGCACAUAAAACUACUCCCUCAGGUCUUUCACUGCUGAUGAUACCGUUUAAAGUUUAUCUCUCUUCUGCUUAACGUUAUGUAAGAGUUUUUCGUGAUCACAAAAGAAAAUUCCACUCCAAGUUAGAAGCCUGAAAAUGUUCUUUCUCAGAUAAAGAGGGAGUUUCAUGUUGACAAUCAAUGCCGUGUUUGAUUGUAUGAGUCAGAUUUACGCUUCUACCUCUGUUUUCUAUUUACAGUUAUAUUCUACGUGUCUGUGUGUAACCAGCUAUAGGGCGUGGUGUUAUAUGCUGUGGUGGUGAAAGUCAGGGUGAAUGUCUUUAUCUGCCUGGUGGUUGUUAAAUGCACAUGUUGUAUAUGCUUUUGCUUUUUGUACCUUUUUAAAUGUCCCGCCGUCAAGAGCGGGGACCAUUCAUGCCAUUCUAAGUACUUGAAAGGCGCAGUCUCUCUGUGAUGUGAUGUUCUUUUCAGUAUAACAAGCAGACAGUCAGUACGUUUACAUGCAUAUGAAAAAAAAAAACUAAUUACUGCCUUGAUCUGACUUAAACUGGACGACAUAAGUGCAUGUAAACACGAUAAAUCAGAGUUCCUUAUCCGGUUAAGACACCCAGAUAAUGAGAUUGGAAAUCGAUUUACAUCAGUCAUUCGAUUUUCUCAGUUGCAUGUAAACUUGGACAUAGUCGAAUUUCGAGCACAGCCUGAUUAAGCUGCGCAUGUAAACGCACUGACUGUGGACGCUGUGGAUAAUGUGAAA
Messenger RNA from Mugil cephalus (flathead mullet), 2867 nucleotides. Its product is annotated as ataxin-1-like. The transcript is spliced from 3 exons. NCBI's taxonomy places the organism in Eukaryota, Metazoa, Chordata, Actinopteri, Mugiliformes, Mugilidae. Gene Ontology annotation, cellular component: nucleus. The record is from RefSeq and is a predicted model, not a curated record. Gene Ontology annotation, molecular function: protein binding; RNA binding. Bases 245 to 1651 code for a protein of 468 amino acids. Gene Ontology annotation, biological process: nervous system development; negative regulation of transcription by RNA polymerase II.